AUGUACGGGAUGCUGCUGGAAAGUGUGCAAUAUUUCAUACAGUUAGAAUUUGGCGAAGAAGUAUGGCUUCGAAUUUUAGAGAAAGCUGAUUGCAAACAUAUAGUUUUUAAUACAAGACAAAUAUAUCCAGAUGUGCUAAUGACUAAUUUGGCAAUGGCUCUUGCCGCAUAUACUGGUGAUUCUAUGAAUAACAUUAUGCAAUUUUUUGGAAAGUGUUUUGUUAGAUUUUUUAGUAAUUUAGGAUAUGAUUGUACUGUAAAAGCAACUGGUCGUUAUUUUUGUGAUUUUUUACAAAGUGUAGACAAUAUUCACAUGCAAAUGAGAUUCACGUAUCCAAAAAUGAAGAGUCCAUCUAUGUAUACAACGCAUGUCGAUCCACAGGGUGUUGUUUUGGUUUACAGAAGUACUCGGCAAGGUUUUACGCAUUACCUUAUGGGACAAUUAUUUCAAAUAGCGAAAGAUUUAUAUAAUACAGAACUGGAUAUUAAAGUAUUAGAAAGUUCAAAUAAUAUUCCAGGAUCUCGAAGCGUAAUGGUUAAAUUUCGUAUUAAUUUCGACAACCAGCAAUAUAUUGCGAAGAACAAUAGAAUGAAUACUCCAUUAGGCCGUGAAUUACCACCGAUAAGUUGCACAUUUUUCUUACGCCUUUUUCCGUUUGGUGUCAUCAUGAACAAGGACAUGAGAAUAUUAGGGGUUGGUGAUAAAUUGCUUCAAGCAUGGGGUGGUACCACGUCCAUUUUAAACAGGCAUGUUUCAGAAAUAUUUAAAUUAAGAAGACCGAAGGGAAUUCCAUUUACAUGGGGGAACGUAAUGUACUUGCAUUCAGUGAUAUUCGAAUUGGAACUAAUUAGAGCAAAUGAUUAUUUUAUGAUAGAUUCAGAUAAUGUGCCAAGCACAAGCAGUAGUUUAGAUAGGCGUGGGAGUCAAGGUGCAAGAAGUAUCUUAUUGAAGGGUCAAAUGAGAUAUAUCGAGGACGUUAAAGCUAUUAUAUUUCUCUGUAGUCCUUUGAUUAACAGUUUAGAUGAACUUCUUAAUAUGGGUCUGUAUUUGAAUGACCUAAAUCCUCAUGGUAUGAGCAAAGAAUUGGUGUUGGCAGGAUGGCAGCAUUGCGGAAGGUUGGAAAUGAUGUUUGAGAGGGCAGAGCAAAGAUCGACGGAACUAGAAAACAGCUAUGUAUUACUGGAUCGAUGGAAAAACAAGAGCGAUGAGCUUCUAUAUUCUAUGAUUCCACAAACAGUAGCAGAUCGAUUACGAGCCGGAGCCAGUUCAUUGAGCACUUGCGAGUCAUUUGAAUCAAUAACAGUUCUUUUCUGCGAAUUAUGCGACUUUGAUUAUUCAACCAUCGAAGGAGCGAUGGACAUUGUUUUAUCAAUGAAUGCCGUUUUCUCCUGUUUCGAUACAUUGAUGGAUCAGUUUAAUGUGUACAAAGUGGAGACUGUUGGUAGCGUGUAUAUGGCAGCUAGCGGUGCACCGGACAGAAAUGAAAACCACGCACAAAACGUCGCCGACGUUUCUCUGCAACUUAUCGAGCAUGUUCGAUCCCUCAAAUUACCCUCCGGAUUGGAUAUACGAAUCCGCAUAGGCAUUCAUUCUGGACCGGCGGUCGCCGGAGUGGUCGGCAUCAAAGUACCGAGAUAUUGUUUCUUUGGAGAUACUGUUAAUACGGCCUCCAGAAUGCAAACUUCUAGUCUGCCGGGAAAGGUGCAUAUUUCUUCUAGCACCAAAGCUUUAUUACCAAAAGGACGUUAUCAUACCGAAUCACGUGGAGUUGUUAAGAUAAAGGGAAAAGGAAAUAUGGAGACGUAUUGGCUGGAAUCAACGGCAAAUAAUGAAAUGAAGGAAGAAAUAUCAAAUGAUAAAACCGUCGAAAUUAAAGGUCUUUUAGUUACUAGUAUCUAGAGUACU
Molecule: messenger RNA, 1905 nt
Organism: Trachymyrmex septentrionalis
Lineage: Eukaryota; Metazoa; Arthropoda; Insecta; Hymenoptera; Formicidae
Product: soluble guanylate cyclase 89Da-like
Exons: 13
Coding region: 1-1899 (632 amino acids)
Biological process (GO): nitric oxide-cGMP-mediated signaling; response to oxygen levels; cGMP biosynthetic process
Cellular component (GO): guanylate cyclase complex, soluble
Molecular function (GO): heme binding; guanylate cyclase activity; oxygen sensor activity
Source: RefSeq, a predicted model, not a curated record